Messenger RNA from Fusarium graminearum PH-1, 1824 nucleotides. Its product is annotated as CTP synthase. The record is from RefSeq and is a predicted model, not a curated record. Gene Ontology annotation, biological process: pyrimidine nucleobase biosynthetic process; CTP biosynthetic process. The coding region runs from base 1 to 1824 and encodes 607 amino acids. Gene Ontology annotation, molecular function: CTP synthase activity; identical protein binding. The transcript has 14 exons. Gene Ontology annotation, cellular component: cytoophidium; cytoplasm. Lineage: Eukaryota; Fungi; Ascomycota; Sordariomycetes; Hypocreales; Nectriaceae.
AUGAAGGUUGUUCUUGUGAGCGGCGGAGUCAUUUCCGGUGUCGGUAAAGCCAGCAGUGCUGGUCUUCUUCUCAAGACUCUUGGUCUUCGAGUUACAACCGAUCCCUACAUCAACACCGAUGCUGGCCUUCUGAACCCUCUCGAGCACGGCGAGUGCUUCGUUCUCGAUGACGGCGGCGAGACCGAUCUCGAUCUUGGAAACUACGAACGAUAUCUCGGCAUCCAAUUGAGCCGUGACAGCAACAUCACUACCGGCAAGAUCUACAAGCAGGUCAUUGUACGAACCACACGAUCCCUCGGAAUACGAUUGGCGACUAAUAUAAACGUUUCAGGAGAAAGAGCGACGAGGAGACUAUUUGGGAAAGAGUACAAUACACAACAAAUGAGCGAUAAUACAGCGAAACUAACGCCAUUAAAGGUCGUUCCUCACAUCACAGACGCCAUUCAGGAUUGGAUUGAGCGCGUCGCCAAGAUUCCCGUAGAUGCUUCAGGAGAAGCACCCGACGUUUGCAUCAUUGAGCUGGGUGGCACAAUUGGUGAUCUCGAGUCUGGCCCCUUCGUUGAGGCCCUUUCUCAACUGCGACACCGACUUGGUCGCGACAACUUCCUGAGCAUCAGCGUUUCUUAUGUCCCUAUUAUCAAUGGAGAGGAGAAGACAAAGCCCACUCAGCAUGCCAUUCGACAAGUGCGAAGUGCCGGUCUGAUCCCCGAUGUCAUUGCCUGCCGAUGCGAGCGAGAGCUGGAUCAAGCUACCAUCACAAAGAUUGCCCGAAGCUGCCAAGUCGAGGACGAGCAGGUCAUUGGCGUGCGCAACAUGGACACCAUCUACCAGGUUCCCCUUCUACUCGAACAGGAGGGUCUCCUCAAGCUCCUGCAAAAGGGUUUGGCUCUGGAUAAGUGCCAGGUCACCCCUCCUAUGGCUCAAAAGGGUCAGGCUCUCUGGGAUCUCUGGAAGAAGACUGUCGUCCCCGACCGACACCUCGAACCCGUCAACAUUAUCUUGGUCGGCAAGUACGUCAGCCUUGACGAUUCAUACCUCAGUGUCCACAAGGCCCUCGAGCACUCCGCUAUGCGAUGCAACCGAAAAUUGAACCUCGUUUCUGUCGACUCUGAGCACCUCGAGCCCGAGAUGCAGGAGAAGGACCCCCGCAAGUUCCACGAAGCUUGGGCACACGUUGUUCGCGCCCAAGGUAUCAUUGUUCCUGGUGGCUUUGGUACCAGAGGUAUUCAGGGUAUGGUUGAUGUUGCCAAGUGGGCUCGUGAGCGCAAGCUGCCCUACCUUGGUAUCUGCCUGGGUAUGCAAACUGCAGUCAUUGAGUAUGCCCGCAACGUCAUGGGUCUCAAGGGCGCCACCUCGGAAGAGUUUUCUGCCACCGCUGAGCACCGCGUUGUCAUCUUCAUGCCUGAGGGUUCCAAGGAGCAAAUGGGUGGUACCAUGCGACUUGGUAGCCGUACGUCUCACUUCAAGCCCGGCACCGAGUGGAGCAAGCUCCGAGGCUUGUACGGAGGAGUUGAUGUGGUGGAGGAGCGUCACCGACAUCGCUAUGAGGUCAACCCCGACUACAUCGAGGAUCUCGAGAAGGCUGGCCUCUCUUUGACCUCUAUGGAUGACCAAGGUGUCCGAGUUGAGACUAUUGAGCUGAAGGACCAUCCCUUCUUCGUUGGUCUUCAGGCUCACCCUGAGUACAAGUCCAAGACUUUGGCGCCCGCCCCUUCGCUGCUCGGUCUCGUCGCCGCCAGCUCCGGAUGUCUCGAUGAGAUAAUUGAGGCCGCCCACAAGAAGCAGAGCUCCUCCAACGGAGUCAGCGAUGUCACCAACUUUUAG